AUGCCGGAAAAGCGCAAGUUCGACGGUGGGGAAGCGGGUGACGACAAACAGGAAGCGAAACGUUUCAUCAGCGUCAGAGAGAGAGAGUCCGGCAAAGUGGAGAAUUAUGCCAGCAAAAUCAGGGCCAACGAGAAGAGUCAUGGUCCACUGAAAACCAUACUCAAGCCCAAACGUCCAGUGGAGCGAAAAGCUGUGGAUGACGCUUCCACGGUGCAGUACGGAGAACUCAAGAACAAGGAAACCGAGCACACCAUCGCACUGAGUGUCUGGAACGAGCACUUCGCCCCCAGAAAGACGAAAUGGGGCACAAAUUUCAGGCACCGUGUCUGGGAGAAGCUGGAGGAAGAGACCCAGAUAGCCCGACGAAAACUGAUCGUCCAGAUCCACUCCGUCACUGGAAAGAAUCACGUCUACUAUCUCUGCAUUCCGAAGGCUGCCAAGAAAGAAAAGCCCAGCAGCGGAAAUGGCGGCAACAGAAUCAACCAAACCCCUGGUACUGCCAUUGGAAAGACCACAGCAACGACCACUACCAACAAGACUUCAAAAGCUGAAGCUACGGCAAAGACACCCACUGCAACCCCUGGACUCGGCAAGCCAGUAGCACAGGGGCCCAACUCGCCGCAGCGAAGACUCGGAGAGCAAUCGACUAAGACCGAGCACCCCAAGCGAGCAGUCGGACAAGGCAGUACUCAGAAUAGCAGAGAGGCUGGAGCGGUGGCAGAGCAGGCAAACAAUCAGAGCGUGGUGCCCAAGAAGUGA
Messenger RNA from Zasmidium cellare ATCC 36951, 759 nucleotides. RefSeq lists its product as uncharacterized. The record is from RefSeq and is a predicted model, not a curated record. Bases 1 to 759 code for a protein of 252 amino acids. Lineage: Eukaryota; Fungi; Ascomycota; Dothideomycetes; Mycosphaerellales; Mycosphaerellaceae. The transcript is spliced from 4 exons.